Messenger RNA from Ictidomys tridecemlineatus (thirteen-lined ground squirrel), 1472 nucleotides. RefSeq names its product rho GTPase-activating protein 29. NCBI's taxonomy places the organism in Eukaryota, Metazoa, Chordata, Mammalia, Rodentia, Sciuridae. The record is from RefSeq and is a predicted model, not a curated record.
UUCAGAUCAUAAAGAACUUGAAUCAUCAUCACAAAAGAUGGACAAUACAUGUAAAACCACAAAACCACUUAGUCUGAAAUCUGAUGUGACAACAAAUGAUAUACAGAUGCCUAUGCCAUGCCCUAAGAUCAGAUGUUUCUGUUUGCCUGCAGAUAUGUUCCCUCUUGCAAGCUCUCCUAAUGAGAAAAACAGCAGAAAUGUGGGAAAUGUCAAUUCAGACAAGUUUUUCCAGAAUCUUACCUUUGAAGGACUUAAUAGAAAAGAUACCCCUACUACUGUUGGCUCCCAAAAUAAUGGUUUUGAUCAGCAGAUUCCACAAAAAUCUCAGGGACAACAAUGCGAAGCAAAGAACUUAACUGGCACAAGUGCAGUGAUUUUGCCAAGUGUACUCCAGGAAAAAGUGACAAUGAGCAUCAAGGUUAGUAGUGACCAUUCCAAAGGUGCCACACAGCCCAACAUGCCAGCCAGUACAGCAAGAGAGGCACCAGUGAGACUGUCCUCUCAUUCUCACCUUCUUGCUCCUGCAAGAGCUCCCAGAAUACUGCAGCCCCAUCUCACGACAACAUUUUACAAACCACCUACCCUGACCAGCAAAGUCAGGGGGACUGAGGAGAGACCAGCUUCACCUUCAGCAGCAGUGCCUCCUAGCACAGCUCUUACUCCCCUGAGUCAUGUGAAGAAAGAUGUUCCAGAGGCAGACAGCACAUCAGCUUAUGCUUUGAAACCAGCUGCUGAGCCGAAAGAGAACUCUGAGGAGCUCAGCCUGCCUGACAUGAAUCCAAUGUGCCAGGGACUCAGGCUAAAACAAAUGGAAGAGUUACAAGACCUUGAAUUUGAAAUGCCACAGUUUGUGUAGGUUGUCAAAAUUCAGUUUUUCUUUUUCUUGUUUCGUUUUUAUGUAUUGUGUUUAUUCUAUGAAAGAAUGUUGUGACAGAACCCCUUUUGUAUAGGAUUGCCAAAGUGUAUAUUUUGCCUUUUGGCCUUGUAUCGUGUUUGCUAGUCAUAUAGAAUGAUAAUGUUUUAGUCAUAUAGAAUGAUAGUGCUCACUGGUAUUGUCUUUAAAUUCUGUGUUUUUGAAGUUAUGCAUAAAAUAAGUAUUUUAAUUUUUAAUUUAAAAUAAUUUUCUCUAUAAACUGAUUCAUGUAAAUGCAUCUUUAAUGUAUAAUAUUGUUCUCAACAAAUAGGGGCAGUAGGGGAAAAGGAGCUUUAUUUUGGAGUAAACCUAGUGCUGAUUCAUAAAAUGCUUCUAAAGGCAAGUGCCUGAAAAAUCUUGAUUGGGUAUGAAUAUAUUUUUUCCCACAUAACAUUCUAGUGCAUCUUUGAACACUUGUGUUGUUAUAGCAUGUAUGGAAGCAUUGGCAAUUCACUUAACUUUUUUAAUAUUUACAUAGUGGCCUAAAAGCUUGUGAAUCUGUGUUUACUAGCAUUCUACUUGUCAAUUGUUACAUAUGGUAAUUAAUACAAUUGUAGAA